CUCAAACCAGGCUGAAAGUCUUCCCUCAGCUUUUGGCGGAUUGUGGUGGCCCAGCUAUCUAUUACGCCAAAUGUGUAGUAGUCCAAGAAAAUUUGAAACAAAAUGCAUGCCUUCAAGAGUUCAAUGAACUGAGAAAAUGCAUUCACAAAGCAGCCAGAAAAAUUGGAACCCGCGUCUAGAAAUCCGUAGUCAAGCUGCUGUAGACAAGUGUGAUAGUGAGAAAAUGAAAUAUAAAGCUUGUGCCGCCGGUUUAGCCAUCCGUCUCUUCCUCAUCUUGUGGGGACACUUUCAAGACAAUUACCUGACGGUUCAGUAUACAGACGUGGACUAUAUAGUUUUCACCGAUGCAUCCAGAUAUGUCACCCAAGGACAAUCUCCUUACCUUCGACCCACCUACCGUUAUACACCACUACUGGCUUGGAUCCUCACUCCCAAUAUUUUCCUGAACGCGAAUUUUGGUAAAAUUUUGUUUUCAGUUGUCGAUUUGGUAAACGGUCUCAUCAUCUACGGAAAUGUGCAGUCGCGUUUCAAUCCAUCAGUAGCGUUUAAAAGUCUCUGUCUAUGGUUAUUUAAUCCCAUCACCCUCGUAGUUUCUACAAGGGGAAAUGCCGAGUCGCUCAUCAUUCUCUCUGUACUUCUUACUCUUUACUUUCACCACCGACUAUCUUACUUUGCCUGUGGUAUUUCACUUGGCCUAGCAGUACAUUUGAAACUCUAUCCCAUCAUCUACUCGGUGGUUUUCUAUACCAGCAUUUCCCCUUCGGCUACGUUAUUCCAAAGUCUGAAACCCAAUCUUGGCCGAGUCAAAUUGGUGUGUGGCUUUUGUCUCUCUCUCGUCACGGCCAGUUCCGUCAGCUAUUAUUUUUACGGCUGGCCCUUUCUUCACGAAACAUAUCUGUACCACUUGACAAGACAAGACGUCCGACACAAUUUCUCGCCUUAUUUUUACCUGCUCUACCUGCACAGUGAGCUGGACACGGCUCCCUUGGUCUCGCUGGCUUCUUUCCUACCACAAUUGCUCAUCGUGCUCAUCCUGUCGUGGCGCUACCGUUCCAGAGCCGACCUAAGUUUAGCCCUCUUCGUUCUCACCUUUGGCUUCGUCACCUUUAACAAAGUGGUCACGUCACAGUACUUUCUUUGGUAUUUGAGUCUUCUCCCUCUAUGCAUCCCUGAGCUCCACUUUAGCAAUACUAAACGGGUGGCCAUGGGAUUGGCAUGGCUGAUAUCUCAGGGACUGUGGCUUCUGUGCGCGUACAGACUCGAGUUUCUCGGUCACAACGUCAUGCUACACGUUUGGGUGGCGAGCCUCCUCUUCUUUGCUGUCAACGUCUAUAUUUUGACCCAAGUCCUCCAAGUUAAGAAUAAUCGGCGGGACAAGCCAAAAGUGUUGUAACAAUGCAUUCGUUAUUAGUCGUGUGUAAAAGAAUACACUUUUGUUUUCUUACUUUCAAA
Molecule: messenger RNA, 1452 nt
Organism: Daphnia pulex (common water flea)
Lineage: Eukaryota; Metazoa; Arthropoda; Branchiopoda; Diplostraca; Daphniidae
Gene: PIG-M
Product: GPI mannosyltransferase 1-like
Exons: 1
Coding region: 137-1393 (418 amino acids)
Biological process (GO): GPI anchor biosynthetic process
Cellular component (GO): membrane; glycosylphosphatidylinositol-mannosyltransferase I complex
Molecular function (GO): alpha-1,4-mannosyltransferase activity; GPI mannosyltransferase activity
Source: RefSeq, a predicted model, not a curated record